Messenger RNA from Ceratotherium simum simum (southern white rhinoceros), 3227 nucleotides. It is a transcript of the gene PRKAB2, whose product is annotated as protein kinase AMP-activated non-catalytic subunit beta 2. NCBI's taxonomy places the organism in Eukaryota, Metazoa, Chordata, Mammalia, Perissodactyla, Rhinocerotidae. The record is from RefSeq and is a predicted model, not a curated record. Gene Ontology annotation, cellular component: cytoplasm; nucleotide-activated protein kinase complex; nucleus. Gene Ontology annotation, biological process: signal transduction. Gene Ontology annotation, molecular function: protein kinase binding.
GCUGGCGCCCCCGCCUGACGCUGGAGGCUGCGCGCGGCCGCCCACCAUCGAGGCGACGGCGGCUAGAGAGGCCGGCGGGCCCCGGGUGCCGCGGCGGCGCGGCCGCAGGGUACGCGCGCCGGGCGGCCCCGCGCCACUGGCUUUGUAGCCAUUUUAGGAGGACACACGGUCUGCUAGCUGGGGCGCGGCUUCAACUUUAAUAACUUUAUUGGUGGCGUUAUCCGUAGAGCAGGCGUCGCGCCAGUGGCUGGGGGAGGAGGGCACGCAUCGCGGGAGGUGAUUGGGGGUGGGGGCGUCCCUGGGCCGGGAACGCGGGGAUGCAGGAGAGUCGCCGAAAGCGGGUUUCCUGAACAGCGGGCAGCGAGGGAGUCGGGGGUUUCGGGCACUACUGGAGGCCAAGGGAGGGAGGGGACCCCGGGGCGCCGCUGCCCUGGGGCGGGGAUUCCCUUGCCUGGGUCCCCAGGGGCGGGGCCGGGGGCGCCCCUGACGCUGCCACUGGGGUGUUCCCCGCUCCUUGUCGUUCCCUACGGCAGGUGGCCUCCGACUCGAGCUGCAGCCAUGGGAAACACCACCAGCGACAGGGUGGCCGGGGAGCGCCACGGCGCCAAGGCUGCGCGCGCCGAGGGCGCCGGCGGCCAUGCUCCAGGCAAGGAGCACAAGAUUAUGGUGGGGAGCACUGACGACCCCAGCGUCUUCAGCCUGCCGGACUCCAAGCUCCCUGGGGACAAAGAGUUUGUAUCAUGGCAGCAGGAUUUGGAGGACUCCGUAAAGCCUACACAGCAGGCCCGGCCCACUGUUAUCCGCUGGUCUGAAGGAGGCAAGGAGGUCUUCAUCUCUGGGUCCUUCAACAAUUGGAGCACCAAGAUUCCACUGAUUAAGAGCCAUAAUGACUUUGUUGCCAUCUUGGACCUCCCUGAGGGAGAGCACCAGUACAAGUUCUUUGUGGAUGGACAGUGGGUUCAUGAUCCAUCAGAGCCGGUGGUUACCAGUCAGCUUGGCACGAUUAACAAUUUGAUCCAUGUCAAGAAAUCUGAUUUUGAGGUGUUUCAUGCUUUAAAGCUAGAUUCAAUGGAAAGCUCAGAGACAUCUUGUCGAGACCUUUCCAGCUCACCCCCAGGGCCUUAUGGUCAAGAAAUGUAUGUGUUUCGAUCCGAGGAGAGAUUCAAAUCCCCACCUAUCCUCCCUCCUCACCUUCUCCAAGUGAUUCUUAACAAGGACACGAAUAUUUCUUGUGACCCAGCCUUGCUCCCUGAGCCCAAUCAUGUUAUGCUGAACCAUCUCUAUGCAUUGUCCAUUAAGGACAGUGUGAUGGUCCUUAGUGCAACCCAUCGCUAUAAGAAGAAGUAUGUCACCACUCUGCUAUACAAGCCCAUCUGAAGGGAUCCCCUCCUGCCUCCCAGGAUUCAGGAGAAGCAUCUCCCUUGCCUUUCUGGACUGGACCAGUCUUACCUGAGACUGGAAGGCCGAUGUGCUUUGAGGCUGAUAUGUGUGUUUCAGAGCCUCUGAGUAGGAUGCUCUGCUUUUGCAUUUUAUUGCAGAUGAGAGCCUUAUGAGUUCAUGGAAUUCAUUUUAAGAAAAAAAAUAUAUAUAUAUACGCAUAUGAGAGGAAGGUUAAUGGAAGCCUCCUAUCUAGAUGUAUUCUCUCUGCCUGUGGGGACUCAACAAGACGUGUUUAAGGGAGCUGCAGGAAGAACCAUUACAGGAAGCUUUUUUCCUAAAAUGAAUGAAGAGCAAACUCUCAGGAUCCCUGUUGGGUGGAGAUUCUGUCACUGCUACCUUGGCGUUCCAAGGGAUGGACUUGUGCCAGACUGCUGCCCUACUUAUAGCUGCCUCCUUGCAAGGCAGCUUUUCUUGCAUGGGUUCUCUGUGUUCCUAGAGUAUGUGGCACAAUCUGUGUUUUUUAUAUGAUACCAGAUGCUCCACAAGAACCCUUUUUCCCCUCAUUUCACAUUCUUGCUUUGAUAACCUCCUUCAAAUCCUAUACUCAAACCUUCCCUAACACAAAAUGUAUUGGGUAAGUGACGCCUUUCAAAGGCUGUGUGAGACCUGACCCACCUCAGAGACUAGGGCUACUAGACAGUUUCCUGUUUAGCCUAGCACAGGCGCUGGCCAUUUGGUUACUGCUUGUUUUAACUUCUGCUAAAGAAAAUAUGGCUCAGCAUUAUAAGAGACGCAGAAUGCACAAGGUCUACUUGUUUUAGUUUGGUGCCACAGCUUAGGCUGUAUUGGCACAUUCCCAUAAGUUUUCCCACCUGGCCUGGCCCUGCUUCCAUAUUUUCUUUUGCAGAGCAGACAGCUUUGAAGGUGGGAGUGGAACCAGCGAAAACUUUUGUAUCUUUUAUCCUUGGAAGAUUUUUAUGUGUCAACAUUUUUCUUUAAUUAAAAAAUGCUUUUUCAUUGGUCUUUAAGAGACUGCAUAGGAAAACUUAAGCCUCUUGAUAAAUGGUUCCCGAGACUUUCUUCCCUAGUCUAGUUCUAUAUGAUCUUACAUUAAUGUGGCCAACCCUGUGUACAUCAUUACAGUAAACACUGCUCUAGAUAUGGAUUCAUUCAGGCUCAUUUGAUGCACCUAAAAGGUUCUCUCAACUUAAAGAUUCAUUAGGCCAAGAAACAAGAAAGUACCCUUGGUGUUCCCAAAAUGAAAAAUAUUGCUUCCCUGCGCUAAGUGCUAAUAGGAUCAUUUUGUUCUGCCUCUUUUUUAAAAAAGUGUUUGAUGAUGAAGUGGAGUCAGUAAUUUCCAUUUAUGGAAUGAAAAGUAGCUAUUCAAUCCACUCUUGGGGUUCAGAGAGAAAACAUUUUUUUCCAAGUAUCUGUGGCUGUUCCAAGUAUCUGUGGCUGUUCCAUUACAGAUAAAUGCAGGUCAAACAUUCAAAACUCGAGGAAUUUUGAACUGAAGGAAUCUCAAACUUGAUGCUUAAGAGACUCUUGGACUGCUAAGAUGAGCCCAGCCACAUUGAAAGGGCACCUACAGGUCAGUUUAGCUACCUCCUGUCUUUCCCAUGCGAAGCUGAUGACACAAUUGUCUUCGUAUAUAGACCUCUUAGACCCUGGGUGUGAGGUAAUAGGAUAUGGGGUUGUGGUUUUGCUGGGAAUGCAAAUUGCUAAGUGCUUUGGUGGUUAAUUGCUGAAAAUAAUACUGCUUUAGUACUCAAGGCCACCUUCUGCAGCAAAAGCCUUUUGUGGAGAACCUUUUAUGGUCCCAACCAAUUUUUGAAUGGUGUGCCAUU